Leptidea sinapis is the source of this 5420-nucleotide messenger RNA. Its product is annotated as lysine-specific demethylase lid-like. Lineage: Eukaryota; Metazoa; Arthropoda; Insecta; Lepidoptera; Pieridae. The coding region runs from base 433 to 2865 and encodes 810 amino acids. The transcript has a single exon. Gene Ontology annotation, biological process: chromatin remodeling. Gene Ontology annotation, molecular function: DNA binding; histone demethylase activity. Gene Ontology annotation, cellular component: nucleus. The record is from RefSeq and is a predicted model, not a curated record.
AAACGUACCAAGACAGUGUUGGCUGGUAGAGGCUACAAAAUUUCGAAUUACCUACCUAGUACCUACCUACUUCCUUUCAUAAUUGAUUCAGAUUUCAGACAGUAUGAGUAGUGUAAUGUGAGGAGAGGACUGAGGAAUUGAAAUAAAAAAUCGACCGUGGUGAUUUCCGUGAACAUCAUAAAAUUUAAAGAGUCGACAAACAUUUAGGACCUUCGUUGAUGUAAAUUAAAUAUGGCUAUGUAUAUCUAGACGAUGCACAUUAAUACGCGGACCAGAAUCUAAUGAUUUUUAAAAUAUUUUCGGAGCCAUUUACACAUGGCGAAGAGUCACGUAGACUUGUGUUUUGUUAAAGUGAAUCGUUAGUUUAAGUGCUUCAUAAUAAUUGGAUUAUUACUUAUCGUUCAUAAUUUUGGUAUUAUUUACUUAAUUAAAAUGGAUAGCAAAAAUAUACAGAAAAAUGCUAUGCAGAAAAGUGCUGAAUUUACAUUUACACCUCCACCAGAAGCUCCUGUUUUUCAGCCUACACUGGAAGAAUUUGCGGAUCCCUUGGGGUAUAUUGCUAAAAUUCGUCCCGUGGCCGAAAAAACGGGUAUUUGUAAGAUAAAGCCACCAUCCAGAUGGCAGCCUCCCUUUUCGUUAGAUGUCGACAAACUAAAAUUUGUUCCACGAAUACAAAAAGUGAAUGAAUUGGAAGCCAUAACACGUCUGAAGCUUUUAUUUCUUGAAAAAAUAUUGAAAUUUUGGGACUUACAAGGAUCUCCACUGAAAAUACCCAUGCUCGAAAAUAAAACAUUGGAUUUAUACUGUCUUAAAUUUUGGGUUGAUGAAGAAGGUGGUUUCGAAGAAUGUAAUUCUCCAAAAAAAUGGAGAAAAAUAGCACAUGCAAUGGGAUAUGGCCAAAAUACUAGCACAAUUAAUUUUCUUCGGAAUAAUUAUGAAAAGGUUUUGCUACCAUAUGAAAUAUUUGAAAAAAGCAAGGCGGAUAUCUUGAAAUCAGUUAAAAAAUCUGAACCGAAACCAGAAAUCUAUGAAACAGAGAUAGGCCAGCAGGUUAUGAAAGAAAUCUCUAUUGAAUCCAUCACUAAAGUAAGAGAACACAUUAAGGAUGAAAAACCCAAUACAAGCAUAAAGAAAACUAAAACUGGAUCAGAUAUAAAGCCUGACUUAGACCAAAGUAAAGAUAGUGAGGCAAUGAAAUGCAACAGGGAAUUAAGACGUCUUGCCUGUUAUGGCCCUGGACCAAAAAUGCCAGGAUUAAAUGAUGAGGAAUUUGAUAUAACUAAAUCUAGAAAGAGACCAAGAUAUGAUUUAGAUCCAUUAGCAAUACAUAUUUGUGCAAUUUGUCAGAAAGAACACAGGGAUGACUUACUUCUGAUAUGCAAUGGUUGCUCAGACACAUACCAUACCUUUUGCCUCAAACCACCUCUUAGUGCAGUACCUGAUGGUGACUGGCGUUGCCCAUGUUGUAUUGCUCAAGAAGUACACAAGCCAGCUGAAGCAUUUGGUUUUGCUCAAGCAGAAAGAGAAUACACUUUACAACAGUUUGGUGAAAUGGCAGAUAAAUUUAAGUCUGAUUAUUUUGGAAUGUCGGGCCAUUUGGUACCUACCCAAAUAGCAGAAAAAGAAUUUUGGCGCAUUAUUUCGUCAGUAGAAGAAGAUGUCACCGUAGAAUAUGGCGCUGAUCUACAUUCCAUGGACCAUGGAUCUGGCUUUCCUACAAAAUCAUCCAUUAAUCUGUUUCCUGGUGAUCAAGAAUAUGUUGAUUCUGGAUGGAAUUUGAAUAAUCUUCCAGUUUUGGAUGGGUCUGUGCUAAGGUUCAUAAAUGCAGAUAUAUCUGGAAUGACUGUACCCUGGAUGUAUGUUGGAAUGUGUUUCUCAGCAUUUUGUUGGCAUAAUGAAGAUCAUUGGAGUUACUCUAUCAAUUACUUGCAUUGGGGUGAAGCAAAGACUUGGUAUGGAGUGCCUGGAAGUGGUGCAGAAUUAUUAGAAAAGGCCAUGAAAGCAGCUGCCCCAGAUUUGUUUAAAUCACAACCAGAUCUCCUUCAUCAAUUGGUAACAAUAAUGAAUCCAAAUAUUUUAAUGGCAGCUGGUGUACCUAUUUAUAGAACUGAUCAGAAUGCUGGAGAAUUUGUUGUUACAUUUCCUCGUGCUUAUCAUGCUGGGUUUAAUCAAGGAUAUAACUUUGCAGAAGCUGUUAAUUUUGCUCCACCUGAUUGGCUUAAAAUUGGUAGAGAGUGUAUUAUGCAUUAUAAGAACCUCAAAAGAUUCUGUGUAUUUUCUCAUGAUGAACUUAUAUGUAAAAUGGCUUUAGAGGGUGAUCGCUUAGAUCUAGAAACCGCUCUGGAAACACAAAAGGAACUUGUUCGUGCAACUGAAGAGGAAGGUCGUUUGAGGUCAUUGGUCUCUAGAAAAGGUUUGAAAAAUAUAAGGAGAACAGCAUUUGAAUUAUUAGGUGAUGAUGAAAGGCUUUGUGAGGUUUGCAAAACUACUUGUUUUUUAUCUUCUGUCUCCUGUCUAGAAUGUAAACACAUGGCAUGUCUACAACAUGCUGAUUCAAAAGAAUUUUGUGAUUGUAUAUUAGGAAAGAAAGUAUUAUAUUAUCGUUAUGAUAUGAACGAACUUCACAUAAUGCUGCAAACAAUUGAUUUCAGAGUAAAUAGUUUUGAUAAAUGGAUGACUGAAUCUAAAAAAAUACUCUUGCCAACAGCCCCAGAUAUUGGGAGACUGCAGAAGUUAAAACUUUUGGUGGAUGAGGCAGAAGAAUUGAAAAUUCCCAAGUGUACAUUACUGACACAAUUGAAAAAUGAAUAUUCUAAAGCCACAUCAAACAUUGAGUCCAUUGUAAUUGAGUUAGAUGAUGAUUAGAAUAUGAUAGUAUACAUUAUUUAAUGUGGUCCUCUAGUACAAAGGUUAGAAUUAUAUUUAAGUGUAGGUUGGAUUGUGAUUUGUGAGCAAAUAGGAUAUUAUAAAGUUAAAUAAGGACACAUUUCUUCUCAGUAGUUCAUCACAAUUAAAUGUGAUUUAUUUUAUCAUCACAACCUUGAUAGCUAUUAUAAACCUUCAUAUAAGUAACUAUUAUAAAUAUGAAUGUAAAUUUUCAGCAGGUGGAUUCUGCAAAUAUAAUAUGUGUAUAUAAAGGUCCAGCUUUUGAACUUAUUAGUAUUAAUUGGAAGCUAUUAAUAUGAUAAUCCUAUUACAAAAAACAUUUGCCUAAUCUUGCUCAAGGUAAUAUUAGCUUUUAAAAUGUUGAAUAGCUUUGUAUGGUUGUUGAACUUUCUAAAUCCCUUUCGUAGCAGAUAUUAAUUAGGCCAAAGAAAACACUGAAAUACUUUUUUAAAUUUUGUCUGGGAUAUAAAAUUAAUGCAAGCAUCUUACCAGUUAUACCAUACUUUUUAUGUUUUGGAACUAUUAGGGGUAUAAGAAAUUUGGAAUGUUUAUUAGGUGUAAUCCCACCGUUCUUAAAAUAUUGUGUGUAAGUAAUGUUUAAGGUGAUAUUGGUAAAUAUUGAAAUGACAUUGAAUGAUUUGCUAAGUAUUAGCACUAAGGUAGCAAUGAUUAAAUAAUAUUUGUAAUAGAUAUUAAUUUAAACUUUAAAUAAUAUUGUUUUUGUAGUAUGUCUCAUCACAACACUGCAUAUUGCAGCUUCUAAUUAUUAUGAAAAUAAAGUUGCAAGAGAUAUUGAAAUUUUGAAAUAUAAACAUAUUAUGAUUCCUUGAUCUCAUUCAGUAUUAUGUUAUGUUGUGGGCUUAUUCUGUAACUAAAAAUGUUAUACAAUUGCUUAACAUGCUUUUAAUUGUGACAGAAACCUUUAACAUAAUUUUCAGUUUAAAGGCUUAUUUGAUACAAAGAAAUGUAAUUUAUUGAAACUUCCUAUGUCAUAGAUACUUAUUUAAAUAAUUUAGAUAAGAUAUGGAAUGUUAAGUAAUGUAAUGAUAACAAGUUCUUACAUUUGCUUUGUAAUUUAUUUAAUAAAGGAAAUGAUUUAGAAUCAUAUUAAUACAAAUGACACAUUAGUUACAAAAUGUUAGGUAUUUAGUGUGAGGUAACACAAUGCACGCCUAAAACUGACACAAUUUUGUGUAUGGUUUAUAACACCAGUGCAUGUUGUGGGGCCAGGUCCUCAUGAAGGGAAAAGAAAGCUAUGGAAAAAAGGCAAAAGAAUACGUGAGGCAAGUUAAAAAGAAGGGAACCUUUCCGUUCGCUGUUGUUACUUGUCAUGAGUUUAUCUUGUGUGUUCCUCUAAGUUACGUCUUUCACCAAUGUGACACUUUGUGUUUUCUCUUUCAUUUCUGAAACGAUCGUUUUUCGAAUUAAUUAUUAAGGAGAAUAAUUAUUGUUCAGAGAGAAUCUCCUUACGUGUAGCCUUUCCUAACUAAGUUAACACUUAAGAGAAACUCAUAACAUUUGAAUAAUUAUGGAUUUCUGCAAAAAAACGCCUAAUUCAAUAAAUUUUCUUGAAUCAUGACGUAUUUUUGUGGUGUGGCUUUUAAUAACAAAUGAGUAUGGUUUAUCUUAUCUAUAUCGGUAUCAAUAAAUCAAAUUAGUACCACCGCUUCAAAAUAAAUGACGUGCUGAGAGAAGAAGCGUAGAUACUGUACCUAUUACGCGCGCCGAUGAUUUUAAAGCGGUGGAGAGCAAACAUUAAAAUGGCAUCAUAAACAAAUUAGUUUACGUCUAACAAAUUUAAUUCUCAAAUAUUUUUUUAGAUGGUGUAAUUUUAUCUUACAUCACAUACGUUUUUUAUAAUUACCACCGGAAAUUUGCACGCGAUGAGAAUUACGAAACGGCCUGUCUAACUUACCAAUGUAUCGCAUUUGACUUUCGAAAGUAUAAGAAUUGAUCCAGACGUUGGUGGCGGGCAGCUUUGGCGUUUCAAUAAUAGAGCCUUAAACUGUUUAAUAAUUCAUUACUUUUUCGUACUUAUGUAUAUUUUGAAAUAUUUGAUUUUGGUGACAGUGUGUAGGUACCACAUUCACCGAGGUAGGAGGAGGUACCUCGUAUUAAUUAGUGCGUCACAUUACAUAUUAUAUCUAUGUAAAUGCCAUUACUUGAAAAUUAAGUUCGACUGACUUGCAUAUAUGGUAAAAAUAGUUUUUAAUUUUAUUAUAACCAGUGAAAUAGCUAAUUAUUUUAGCGAAACUAUAAUGCCUCCUGGAGAAUUAUAUAAUCUGUUUAAUGCCACUGAAAUAUAAUUUUAUUGAAUUAUUUACUUUAGUCGAAAAGACAGAAUAUCUAUAUAUGUAUAUAUGAGUAAGUUAAUGUAAGACGUUAGAUUAUAAAAUUUAUCUAAUAGUGUUGCACUCCCGAACAUUUGAAUUGAGUAAGUUUGUGUGUUAUUGUAUGUAUUUUGUCUUAUUCACUUAAUUUUUGACAAAUAAAUUGUGAAAUACCAAAUUAUGUAUGUAUAGUUCACACUAUCA